This is a messenger RNA of Penicillium vulpinum, 414 nucleotides long. Its product is annotated as GFA family protein. The transcript has 4 exons. Gene Ontology annotation, molecular function: carbon-sulfur lyase activity. The record is from RefSeq and is a predicted model, not a curated record. NCBI's taxonomy places the organism in Eukaryota, Fungi, Ascomycota, Eurotiomycetes, Eurotiales, Aspergillaceae. Bases 1 to 414 code for a protein of 137 amino acids.
AUGACUUUAACCGGAAGCUGCAUGUGUGGCGGUGUCACUUACGCCGUUGAAGCUGACACGUAUCUGGCCGCCCUGUGCCAUUGCACCGACUGCCAGAAGUGGUCUGGUAGUGCAUUUACCGCCAAUGCAGUCGUUCCCCGCACUAGCAUGAAAGUGACAAAGGGCACUCCCAAUUCCUACGAUGCAAUUGGAAACAGUGGCAAAAUCAAUAAGCAUUUCUUCUGCCCUACCUGCGGCUCAAGCCUCUACACAGAGCUGGAGAUCAUGCCCGACAUGACUUGCAUUAAGGCCGGAACCCUGGACGGCGGCGAGGCUAAUCUGAAGGGAAAUGUUGAGGUCGAAUUCUAUGUUAAGGAUCGUCUCACUUACCUAGCUGCUGUUGAGGGCGCUAAGCAGGAGCAAUUGCUUGGUUGA